UCUAGUAGUUUCUUUGUGUGAGCUGUUACUUUGAAUGUGCGUUUCUAGCAGCUAGAUGGUUUUGCGAAUUAAACAUACAGCACUAUUAUUAUUUGGACUGCAGUGUUGGUGGGAGCUUGCUUAAACUGCUAAUGGUCACUCAGGCAGUGUGGACAAUCACAGAACUGAAAUUUUUGGUAUUCUGAUGCCUGUGUUUCCUCAUAUAGCUCUCAUUUGAGGAGGAAUCAGACUGUAUUGAUCAGCUCUUCUAUCUGUCGUGGGACCAUGGCGGGGAGAGCCUUCCUCGUUUUACUGAUUUCCCUCUGGGCUGCUACGGCUCUCAGCAUGUCAGUCUUCUACAGCAGCCCAAAGGCUCAUAUGCUCCUGCGCACCAAAAGAGCCAACAGCUUCCUGGAGGAAAUCAAGCCUCCAUCAUUGGAGCGAGAGUGUGUGGAGGAGCGCUGUGAUUUUGAGGAGGCCAGAGAGAUCUUCCAGACCAGAGAGAGCACAUUGGAGUUCUGGACUCGGUAUGUAGAAACCACUUCCUUCAACUGCUCGGUGAACAAUGGUGACUGCAACCAAGAAUGCCUCGAGAGGAAGGACAAAACUGGCCGUUUCUGUGGCUGCAUUCCCGGAUACCAACUCCACGAAAACGCCAAAAACUGUACUCCCAAAAGUCAAGAUUCAUGCGGACAGAUUUUGAUUGCCAAGUCGGCUUUCAGUACUAAGCCCAGACCAAUUUUACAGCCAUGGCUUGUUGGCGCUGAAGUUGGCAGAAAAGGCGAUAGUCCCUGGCAGGCUCUUAUACUGAACGCCAAAGGAAAAUUUCACUGUGGCGGCGUCUUGAUUGAUGAAAGCUGGAUCCUCACUGCUGCCCACUGUCUUGAGACAAGCCUUCGCUUCAGUGUUCGACUAGGUGACUAUUUGCGAUUUAAAAAGGAAGACAGUGAAGUUACCAUCCCUGUGUCCAAAAUCGUCUCCCAUCCAAAGUACAACCCCGUGACGGUGGACAACGACAUCGCCCUCCUGCGCUUGGCCACUCCAGUGAAAUUCACCAAUUACAUCCUGCCGGCGUGCCUCCCGAGCCGCAGCCUGGCCGAGCGAGUGCUCCACCUCAACGGAACCCAAACAGUAGUGACCGGCUGGGGCAAACAAAAUGAGACAGCGACCCACUACAGCUCUGCUCUCGGCUUCAUCAACAUCCCCCUGGUGGACCAUGCAGAGUGCGCCCGCCACAUGGUCAACAACCUGACCCAGAACGUGCUGUGCGCCGGGAUAAUAGGGAAGGUCAGGGAUGCCUGUGAGGGAGACAGCGGCGGCCCCAUGAUGACCCAGUACCACAACACAUGGUUCCUCAUAGGCCUCGUGUCGUGGGGCGAGGGAUGCGGCCAUACGGACAAACUGGGCAUCUACACCAAAGUCUCCAAUUAUCUGGAGUGGAUAGACAGCGUCCGGAAGGAAGCAACGGGUCCUUGAUCCGUCUCCAGGAUUUCAACUCUGCCCUGCGCUCGCCUUCUUCACCAUUCUGCUUAUUAUGUCACUCACAGUGGAACGUCCACGCAGCCUGCUAGGCCUUCUCCAGCCCCUCAUUGUGGCCAGAGGAGGCCUGGCAGGCUGCCUGGACGUUAAACGCAGGGUGGUAAAAUGGUACGGCUGCACAAUAUUUCAUUCAUCACUAUUACUAUUACUAUUACUGUUACUAUUGUGAUAUUGGUAUUUCUAGUGCUGAUGUCACAGGUGGCUGCAAUAUGCAAAUGAGGCCUCUCACCAAGCAUAAAGAUUUUUGUGUGCUGUGAGCAUCCCGGCCAAUCACAGCUCCACAGUUUCUGUGGGUGUUUUAAUGAGCCAAGAUAUUCAAGCAAUCCAACAAAAGUAAAUACUAUUGGUCAAACUAAUGCAAGCCAAUGUUCAACUAUGUCACAUUAAUUCAUCAAUAUAAUAUAUUAUAAUAUAUUAUCAUGUAUUGUUA
Messenger RNA from Pygocentrus nattereri (red-bellied piranha), 1948 nucleotides. Its product is annotated as vitamin K-dependent protein C-like. The record is from RefSeq and is a predicted model, not a curated record. Gene Ontology annotation, cellular component: extracellular region. The transcript is spliced from 8 exons. NCBI's taxonomy places the organism in Eukaryota, Metazoa, Chordata, Actinopteri, Characiformes, Serrasalmidae. Gene Ontology annotation, molecular function: calcium ion binding; serine-type endopeptidase activity. Gene Ontology annotation, biological process: proteolysis; blood coagulation. The coding region runs from base 265 to 1455 and encodes 396 amino acids.